Dermatophagoides farinae (American house dust mite) is the source of this 3868-nucleotide messenger RNA. RefSeq names its product Protein transport protein Sec24AB (gene Sec24AB). The record is from RefSeq and is a predicted model, not a curated record. Gene Ontology annotation, biological process: COPII-coated vesicle cargo loading; endoplasmic reticulum to Golgi vesicle-mediated transport; intracellular protein transport. Lineage: Eukaryota; Metazoa; Arthropoda; Arachnida; Sarcoptiformes; Pyroglyphidae. Gene Ontology annotation, cellular component: endoplasmic reticulum exit site; COPII vesicle coat. Gene Ontology annotation, molecular function: SNARE binding; zinc ion binding.
CAGUGUGUCCAUGAUCAUCAUAUUUUAUCACAAUGAAUCUAAACAUAUAAUAUAUAUAGUCUAAAUACACACAAGUCAAUCGAUUAAUGUCACAAUAGUCGAAUGAGACCGACACACACACACACAGCCAAAAUAAUAAUACACGUUUGCUUACGGCUUAUUUUGAUGGAGAUGCUCAUUUUUCUUCAAAUAUAUUUGAUUACGAUUUGAUCAUCAUCAUCAACAAACAACAACGACAACAAUAAUUGUGUUCCUCUACUAUUUUUGAUGAUACAUUCAACUUGUUAAAAAAAAAAUUUUUUGAUUUGAGUACACAGAAAUACAGGAAAAUCGAUAGAGAAAAAAAAACGACGAACGUGUCGAAUCUACACAACAUUGGUUUGUGUUUGUGUGUGUGUGUGUAUCCAUCCAAAUCCAUAAAAAAAACAUACACGUUGUAUAUUCUGUACACAUUUCUGGUUCGAUUUUUUUUUCAAAUUCUUCUAUCCCACGGUCAAAGUUCAUCAGUUUAAAUUUUUAAUUUGAAAUACGUGUUUAAAUUCAUAUAUUUUAUUUGUGAUUUGUGAUUUUUUUUUAAAUAAAAUAAAGUGGUUAUAAAUAAAUUAAAAAACCAUGAACCGUUUUCCACCACCACAGAUGAUGUAUCCGAAUGCAUUUCCAGCAUCGCCACAAUCACCAUCAUCUACAAUGGUAACGAAUAGUGGUAAAUAUCCAUCAUCACCACCACCACCACCACCACCUGUAAACAAUAAUAUUCAACAACAACAAUAUGGAAAUCCUCAACAAUUACCACAACAUUCGAUGAUGAUGAACCAUCAGCAGCAGCAGCAACAACAACCGCCACCACAACCACCUCCUGUAUCAUCAUUGCCUCAUUUUCCUCAACAACAAUAUCCUUCAUCUAUAAGUCAAAUGAAUCAAAAUAUUCCCCCACAACAACAACAACAACAACCACCACCUCUUCAUAAUCAUUCUGCAAACACUACUCAACAACAUCAUCAUCUGCAUCAACAUCAUGGAAUGGAUCAAUUAACGCAGAAAAUGGGCUCAAUGGUUGUCAAUCAAGGUUGGAAUCAAAUGUUUAACCGUUUGGAAGCUGUGAAUCUUUUGGCCGAAAAAGAUAUCUAUACAAAAGCUGUACAACAAAAACGUCAACAACAACAGCAACAACAAUUGAAUAGUCAACAACAACAACAACAAAGACGUGAUGAUCUGAGCUGUGAUAAAGAUGUAAUGCGUUGUACAAUGCAUAAAAUACCGGAAACGGCAUCAUUAUUACAAAAAUCACGAUUACCAUUGGGUAUAUUGUUGCAUCCAUUUAAAGAUGAUCCGAACAUUCCCGUUAUACAGGAUUCAGUGAUUGUACGUUGUCGAUCAUGUCGUACGUAUAUUAAUCCCUAUGUACGACUAUUGGAUCAAAGACGUUGGCAAUGUAAUCUAUGUCAUCGAAUUAAUGAAGUACCUGAAGAAUUUAUCUAUGAUUAUCAAAGUCGUAGAAUGAUUGACAUAAUGACCAGGCCAGAAUUGAAUCAUGGAUCAAUUGAAUUUGUUGCUAGUGUUGAAUAUAUGGUACGACCACCACAGCCGGCAAUCUAUCUAUUUGUAUUUGAAUGUACAUCAUCAGCUGUACAAUUAGGUUAUAUUCGAUAUUUGGCAUCUGCAUUAUUGGCAUCGAUAGAUCAGAUACCUGGUGAUUCACGAACAUUAAUUGGUUUUAUUGCUUUUGAUUCGAAAUUACAUUUUUUCAAUCUAAAUGAUGAUCGUCCUGUUCAUAUGAUUAUGCCCGAUAUUCAUGAUGUAUUUCUACCACAUGCCGAUUGUUUAUUGGUAAAAUUUCAUUCAUGUAGAGAUAAAAUUGAAUAUUUUCUACGUGAAACAUUGCCAAAUUUUCCAUGCAAUUCAAAUGAUGAUGAUCCAAAUAAAAUUGUUGCCGAUCAUCAAUCAGCAUUGGGUCCAGCAUUACAGGCUGCAUUCAGAUUAAUAUCACCAACUGGUGGACGAAUUACACUAAUACAGACUAGUCUACCAAGUGCCGGUAAUCUAUCCGAUGGUUGUGUACUGCAGAAUCGUGAAGAUCCAAAUCAACGAACAAUAAAUUCGAAUCAAUCGAAUCAGGCAUUAACACCAUUAUUGAAUCCGGCAACGGAUUUUUUCAAAAAAUUAGCCCUUGAAUGUUCAGAACAUCAAGUUACAGUUGAUCUAUUUAAUCUUUCACCAUCAUUUUCCGAUCUUGCUACGGUAGCUGCAAUAGCUAAAUAUAGUGGUGGAUCUAUCAAAUAUUAUGGUGGUAGCGGUACUGGUGCUGGAACAAUGAAUCCAUUAGCGAUAAAUUCGAUGCUUUUACGAUUUGAAGAAGAUAUGAAACAUUAUCUGACCAGAUCGAUUGGUUUCGAAGCUGUAAUGCGUUUACGUUCAACACGUGGUAUCAAUAUUCAUACGUUUCAUGGAAAUUUUUUUGUUCGUUCCACUGAUUUGAUUGCAUUACCAAAUGUAAAUCCAGAUUCAGCAUAUGGAAUACAAUUGAGCAUUAGUGAAGAUUUACGUGAUUUUAAUCAAAUUUGUUUUCAAGCUGCAUUAUUAUAUACAAAUUCAACUGGUGAACGGCGUAUACGUGUACAUACAAUUGCCUUACCAGUUGUAUCUGAUCUGAUCGAUAUAAUGGAUUCAGCUGAUCAUGAUGCUAUUACAUCAUUAUUAACUAAAAUGGCUGUUGAUCGUUCAUGUCAAGCAUCGAUACAGGAUGCACGUGAAGCAUUGAUCAAUGCAAAUAUUGAUCUAAUCAGUGCAUUCCGUUUGAUACAUACACCACCAUAUCCAGGAUUGUUUAUUUCAUAUCAUACACGUUUAUUGCCAUUAUAUACAUUGGCAUUAUUGAAAAAUACGGCUUUUCGUUUAGGAAUCUCUACACGUAUUGAUGAACGUGUUUAUGCAAUGGAACAGAUGAAAUCUAUGCCACUGAAAUAUAUUAUGCUUUACAUUUAUCCACAUUUAUAUCCAUUACAUCAUCAAUUUGAUCCAAAACAAUCAUCACCAAUGCCAUUACAAUUAUCAUUUGCUAAUAUCGAUCGUAAUGGUGUUUAUCUAUUGGAUACAUAUGAUCAUUUAUUUAUUUAUAUUUGUAAAUCUGUACAUCCACAAUUUUUAUCGGAUGUAUUCAAUGUAACACAAUGGUCACAGAUACCGGAUGAAGGUGAUCAACAACAACUACAACAACAACAACAAUCACAGGCAGCCUUUACAACACCACCAUCAAUUGCAAUGAUGACCAGACCACCACAAUCGUCAUUAAAUAAUAAUACAAAUCAUAAUCAUGCUCAAAUGAAUGGUUUUCUACCUAAUCAAAUGAUGACUAUGAAUAACAAUAAUGGUAUGGAUGAUCCACCAUCAACAUCUACAGAUACAAGUAGUAAUGAUAUUGUGGCUGGUGGCGCUAUACAAAAUAAUGAUCAACAUUCAUCAACAGCCAAUAAUAAUGUUGAUGAUGAUAAUAAUUUGACAUUGGCAACAAAACAAAAACAAAAACGAUCACCAUGUCCAUUGAUAACAUUACCAUUUUUGAAUAAUGAAACAUCUGAACAUAUACAUGAAUUUAUUGAAAAAUUAUUGGAUGAUCGGCCAUUUAAACCUAGUUUUCAUAUAUUAAGAGAGGAUAGCCGUUUACGAUAUUCAUUUCUACAAUACAUGUAUGAUGAUCGUAAUGAAUCGGCAUUUAGCUAUUAUGAAUUUCUACAACAUUUACAACAAAAUCUGGAAAAAUAAUGAUACCACCAGGAUUGUUUGACUUGAAAUGAGAUGAAAACAUUCAAAUGAUGCAAUUUCAUUUUUGAUUUUUUUUUAUUAAUGAUCUUAUGAUGAUUUAUUAUAUAUU